AUGGACGCAACGAAUUAUAUAAAAAUCCCUAAAAGGGAAGAUAUAAAACCAGUUUUGCAUAGAAAAGAUAUAAAUUUCGAAGAUGAAAAAACAGAAUUUCUUUGUUUUAUAUGUUUGGAAAAAAAUUCUAAAGAUUUUGUUUUAUAUCCAUGCUGUUCUUUAUGUUCAGCAGUUGUUCAUAAAAAAUGCUGGUACAAGUUGAGGAAAACACAAAAAUUAAAUUCUCUUAGAUCAAAAUUAUUAGGAUUAAAUAAAUCAGAUCCAAUAUUAUGUUCAAUAUGCAAAACAGGUGUAGCAAAAAUAGAAGAAGAAGGUGAUGAUUUUAAAUGGGCACAAGAUUGUAAUAGCAAUAAAGAGUAUUUACAAGAUGAGCUAUUGAGAACUAUAUAUUCUGUUUUAAAUAAUAGAGUAGAUAAUAAUAACAAUCAUUCUAUUUUACAUUCCAGAUAUAUAUUUGUUUUUAAUUUAGCUUUCUUAAUUAUUUUGGUAACUUUAAUAGUAUUGCUUAUUUUAUUUUUCAAGGUCCCAAUACCAUAUGCAUUUCUAAUAGGGUUACUUAUAUUAUAUGAAGUUAUUGUUAUACAAAUAGUGAUCUAUUUUUAUAUUAAAAUAAAAUAUAAUUAA
Plasmodium vinckei vinckei is the source of this 624-nucleotide messenger RNA. Its product is annotated as conserved Plasmodium protein, unknown function. NCBI's taxonomy places the organism in Eukaryota, Apicomplexa, Aconoidasida, Haemosporida, Plasmodiidae. The transcript has a single exon. The record is from RefSeq and is a predicted model, not a curated record. The coding region runs from base 1 to 624 and encodes 207 amino acids.